This is a messenger RNA of Maylandia zebra (zebra mbuna), 1092 nucleotides long. The record is from RefSeq and is a predicted model, not a curated record. NCBI's taxonomy places the organism in Eukaryota, Metazoa, Chordata, Actinopteri, Cichliformes, Cichlidae.
UCCAACACUUCAUGGGCUGGAUGCUUCUUCUACACACAUCAUUCAAAGCGACACCUGUGCGUGCAUGUGCAGCGAGUGGCUGUGAUCUUGGAGUACCUGAGGCAGGUGUGGAAAGUUACUGUGACGGCAGACCAGAUGGAGCUCAUUGUUAUGGAACUUUGGGAGGAACUUUGGACAUCAAACUGACGGACAACACCUCAGAAAUAUUCAGAUUCCUACUGUCCAAGAAUACAUCAGUAAUAAAAUUCAGGAGAAGCAACAGUCUUAAAUAUAAUACGACAGAUGAAAGAUUUCUGUUUUAUCCCAGUAAUGGAACACUUAGGAUACAUAACCUGAGCAGUACAGACAGCGGUAAAUAUAACUUUUUGACCUUUAAUUCAGAUGGAAAAAUAUCAGCUGAGCGGACUUUACAGAUUUUUAUUCAAGGUACUUCCUGGUUCAUACAUGGUUUGAAAGCAGUGGUAAUUGCGGUGGUAAUUAUAUCAUUAAGUGGGAUUUGGAUCUACUUCACUUGGAAGAAAAAAACAAUAUUGGAAGGCUCUGCUGUUCCACAAAGGAUGGAAUCUCCAGACAACUCUGUUUUAAUGACUGAAAUGAGUCCUUACUCCAACACCUAGUGUCACCUUUCACCUGCUGUAAAUUCGCUGUGUGUCCUUAUAGGUGUGCAAAUGAGGACUAGGUUCUUCUUCUUCUUGUUCUUUUUUCUUUUGUCAUAUGUAGUGCACAAGGACACAUUUGUUUACACCCUUUGGUGUGUUUGUGUUGCAUUUUAUAAUAAACCAUAUAGUUUACAAUGUGAUUUCAGUGUGUGAAUAAAGAGGUAACAAAAAUGUUUAUUUCUGGUUCUUAAAAGCAGGAAUAGUCAAAGAAAAAAAAGACCAUGGUAAAGGGGAGAGCAAAAACUUUAGAGGAAAGGAGCUAAAGAACUGAAAUAACAUCUGAGUCGAACAUUAACAAUCAAGUUAAAAAGGGUCACGUUUUUAUGUUGUGUAGUGUCGGGCAACAGAACUUCAACUGGAUGGCAUUUAGCCGGAUUUGAGCAGACAGUAUGUCUCUGAACACCUCAAAAUACAUUCGGCUGCGUAUGUCCUG